AGCAAGCUAGAAGCGGGGACUUUGUGGCAGAUUUACGCGACCGUUACAGGGAAAAUAAUCACGGACUUUGCAUUCAAUGAUUAUUAUAGACAACGGUGGUUUCCGGUUAAAACACGUUAUCAAUUCAAGCCUGCUGUCUGUGCAAAAAACGGCUCGUUUCUCCCUUGGACGACUGGACUUCGGGUUGCUUCAGUGGAGAGAGCUCGCUAGCUGUAGCUGCGGCACCGCUGAGGUUCUCCAGCCACGUUAGCAUCAAUAGAUUGCAUCAUGGCAGACAGUAUCAUGAGCAAGGCUGCCACCAUGGAGAUCCCCAUUAACAGCAAUGGCGACACAGGGACUCUGCAGGAGGAUGACAGCCUGGAGCAGGAUUUGCAGCAGGUGAUGGUGUCUGGACCCAACCUGAAUGAAACCAACAUCGUCUCAGGAGGUUAUGGAGGAGCUGCAGGGGGCAUCAUUCCUACCAGUAGCAUCAAAGGGCCUGCAGUUCGCUUCAACCCUGAGUAUCUGGACAGGAGACGAGCCCCUGCACCAGGACCAGACAUUCGCAUGAAAGCCAGGGCUGCUGGCUUGUCUAAAAGCCAAUCUGCAGCCAGUCGACUUGCCCAGCACACAGACCAGCAUCCAGGAUCCUCGAACAAGAACACUGGUAAUUCCACUGAAGAAGUUUCUCGGGGUGUGGCAGUGGAGAAAUUGGACAGUGUUAAGAAAUGGGGCAUAAACACAUACAAGUGUACAAAGCAGAUGUUCUCCGAGAGAUUUGGCAAAGGAUCCAGAACAGUGGACCUGGAACUGGAGGCUCAGAUUGACAUGUUAAGGGAGACCAAGAACAAGUAUGAACACAUCCUAAGACUGGCCACUGCACUCACCAGCCAUUUCCAAAGCAUGGUGCAGACGCAACAGGCUCUCGGAGACACCUUCACCGAGCUCAGUCAGAAGUCCCCAGAGUUGCAGGACGAGUUUGGGUAUAAUGCAGAAACACAAAAGCUGUUGUGUAGGAACGGCGAGGCGCUGCUCAGCGCCAUCAGCUUCUUUGUGUCCGGCAUCGACACCCUUAUCAACAAAACAAUGGAGGAUACUCUGAUGACCAUUAAGCUGUAUGAAAACACAAGACUUGAGUUUGAUGCCUAUCGCUCUGAUCUGGAGGAGCAGAGUUUGAACCCGAGGGAUGGAGCUGCCAUGGUCCGCAUUGAGAUGGCUCAGCAGGAUUACCAGAUCCACAGAGACAAAUAUGAAAGGCUGCGUAGUGAUGUCACCAUCAAGCUCAAAUUCCUGGAGGAAAACAAGGUGAAGGUUAUGCAGAAGCAGCUGCUUCUCUUCCAUAAUGCUAUCUCCGCUUACUUUGCUGGCAACCAGGAGCAGUUGGAACAAACUCUCAUACAGUUCAAUGUCAAGUUAAAGCCCCCCGGAUCAGACAAGCCAUCCUGGCUGGAGGAGCAGUAAAGAGUUUGACAUGUACAGUGACACGCUGGUCUGUGAAGAUCCGGACAUCGUGGUUCGAUGGACAAGAAUGAAAUGUACAUAGUAGGAUCAAUUACGGUCAGUGGUCAAGACAAACACGAGAUAUCUCCUUCUGUAUUUCAGUAUCCUGGAUUACAUAGAUGGUACAAUUGUAGUUGGUUUCAUCACACAAUUCACCUUUUGUUACUUUUAUUCUUUAGGUUGCACAAUCAUUGUCAUCCAUAUCACUUAUUUAUGUACAGUAUAGUCUACUGUUGGGGAGAGAUCCCAUGGCAGUUUUGCACAUGCAUUUAUUUGUUUUAAAUGUUGUUUUAAGUGUUAUCUUAUAUUUUAGGGUAUAUCACAUUAGAGGAAUUACAAAUGAGAUUAGCAAGUUUGAGGGAUAAUGUCAAAUCUUAUGAAACAUUCUCUGAAAUUGUAUUUUUCUUGAGUGUGCAUGACUGAGCCAUGUUUUUCAAAUUUAGUUUUACAGAUUUAGAUCAAAGACAUUAGGAUGCAUUAUCAUGUUUGCAGUUAACAUGCAGAGAAGGGCGAUGUAUGUAUUGAAUAUAGUCAUUUUCUCUAACCGGAUAUAGAAUCCAUAAUUAGUUUGAUCUUCUAGCUUGAGUACCUUGAGAUAUGUCCUGAUAAAUGCAGCACAGCACAAGCCUCAAAAACAGAUGUUACACUUAGUAACUCAGCAUCAAGAAAUCAAUAUAUCGGAUGCUUUGAUUAUAAAUACAAACAUCUGAACUAACAAAGGGAUAAAACUGUUUUAUUUAGAGGUGCCUGUGUGCAAAAAAAAAUCCACUCAUUCUUGAACAUGAAUAGAAUCCAUAUAACACCACAUGCAUAUGGAUAACAUUUAAAUAUCAGUGUCUUCGAGGACAGAAUGUACACUCACAUUUUUCUUAUCUAUUUAUUUGCCAAUGCAUUUGUGACCGCAUUGUAGGUUAUGUGCAUUUCUUUUCAAUUAUCUUUGUCUUGUUCAGCAUUUCCAAUAACAUCUGCUGGAUGUUUUGUUUCACCCAACUGUGCGAUCAACACAGAUCUGUCAGUUUCAUAUGGGAACCUCUGAAAGAUUAUCUAUGUUAUAUGUAUUCAACAUGAAUUAUGUACAUAAUACAAUCUGAAAUAUCUCCAUGUUGUCUAUGACUUGUAAUCUUAUUUCAUGAUUAUUAAAUUGCCCUUCAUAUUU
Messenger RNA from Pseudoliparis swirei, 2635 nucleotides. Its product is annotated as arfaptin-2-like. Bases 268 to 1440 code for a protein of 390 amino acids. NCBI's taxonomy places the organism in Eukaryota, Metazoa, Chordata, Actinopteri, Perciformes, Liparidae. The record is from RefSeq and is a predicted model, not a curated record. Gene Ontology annotation, cellular component: trans-Golgi network membrane. Gene Ontology annotation, molecular function: protein domain specific binding; phospholipid binding. Gene Ontology annotation, biological process: intracellular protein transport; regulation of Arp2/3 complex-mediated actin nucleation. The transcript is spliced from 10 exons.